Messenger RNA from Plasmodium gallinaceum, 1053 nucleotides. Its product is annotated as conserved Plasmodium protein, unknown function. The record is from RefSeq and is a predicted model, not a curated record. Lineage: Eukaryota; Apicomplexa; Aconoidasida; Haemosporida; Plasmodiidae. The transcript has a single exon. Bases 1 to 1053 code for a protein of 350 amino acids.
AUGAAAUUGAAUGAAUUAAAUAUUUGUAUUCAGGUAAAAUGUAUCUCUUUUUGCUCUUCCAUUUUUUUUCCCAAUAAUGUAAAGAAAAAUGGUUAUAAUAAUAAUGACAUAGAAAAAAAGAACCUAGAUGAAUGUGAGGAAAAUAAUAAUAUAAAAUUAAAAUAUUUAAUCGGAAAUAUAUAUAUUGGUAAAGUCAUAAAUGUAGGAGAAAAUGUGGAUAAUAUAAUAAAGGGGAAAAAUGUAAUAGGAAUAUUUACGGUUAAUAGUAAAAUUAAGAAUGAUGAAAUAAUAGCACCUUAUCAUGAUAUUAUUGAAUAUCCAUGUAAUGAAUUAAAAAAUGAUUAUUCAUUAUGUGCUUCAUUUCGUUCGUUAUAUGAAUCUUAUUUAUGCUUGAGUGUUAUAAACCAUAAUAAAAUGUUAAAAUAUAUAGCCAUAUUUGCUGAAAAUGUGUUGCAAGUACUUCCUCUUCUAAAAAUGUUAUUAAAAAAUCAAGUUUUCAUAAUAAUAUUUUUACCAAAGGAGAAUUGUCUUCAAAAUAGAAUUAAAAAUAGUUUAGAAGAAUAUCAUAUAAGCAACGAUAGUUUUAAAGAACGAGUUUCUAUAUUCAGUAUAGAUAUGAACAUUCCUGAACAUAUACAUGUUAUAACAAAUAGACUUGGGGUUAAAAUUAUUAUUGUUUAUCCGAAUUUAAGUAUUGACAAAAAUAUUUUAAAAAAAAACAUUUUUACAUUAAGUGCUUUAAAUGCUAAUUUAAUAUUCACUUAUGAAUUGGAUUAUUUAAAUCCUUAUGAAUGUAAACUAUUGUUUGAGAAGGGUGUUAAAAUACAUUUUUUCAAUGUAAAUAAUUAUAUAUAUUAUGAUUAUUUCAAAAGAACAAAUGCUUUCAAUUAUGUUUUGUUAUCCAUUUUAAAUAAGGAUAUUGAUAUACCAUCAGUAUCCUUAAACAAAAAGUAUUUUUCAUCAAUGGAGGAAAUAUUUUCAAGUAUGCCUUGUGGUGAAGGUUACAAUAUUUAUAUUAAUAAAAACAUAGAUUGUCAGUCAGAUAAUUCAUAA